This is a messenger RNA of Cylicocyclus nassatus, 1100 nucleotides long. The record is from the annotation of a GenBank genome assembly. Lineage: Eukaryota; Metazoa; Nematoda; Chromadorea; Rhabditida; Strongylidae.
CAGCGACAUUCUUCUUUUUCAUCGAAAAUUUUACUAUUUUUAGUUUAGUUUUUGGUCUGUCAUUAGUGAGCCCAUUUUGCAGGGGUCCCAUCAUAUGACCACUUUCCAAAUCCCGGGUUUGGAUUAUGGAAGUGGUGACAGUUCACCGGACACGGAAGAAGCUCCGCAGGAAAACCAUAUGUGCAUUGAUUGCUAUAGCAUAGCUAUGAAAAUUGUUCAAUUACCCACUGGAGCUCCUCUCCCUGAUAAAUACCUGAUAGUCCAUGAGUUGACAAGCGAAGAGAUAGCUACAUUUGGGAAUGCCCUCAAGGAUUCGGAAAUUGAUCCCGACGGAGAUGACUUCAUUCACUGUGAUAAGUGCAAUUGUUACUACCGUGCUUCUUGUAAGGAGCACCCGCUCUUUUGGGUCAAAGAUCGUGAGCCAGCUAAAAGCUCCAAGCCAGAGGAUCGCGCGAAAAAUACAGCUCCUGCAUUCAUAAGUAUAAAAACGUCGUCCAUACCAAACGCUGGUAUGGGAGCAUUUGCUGAAGCAUGUAUUCCAGUUGGUAUGGUUUUUGGGCCCUAUCAGGGUAUCUUGAUUGAUGAUGCGUCUGACGCAGAAAAAGAUGGGUAUUGCUGGGAGCUAAGAAGCCAUAAUGGCCAACAUUUCAUUGAUGGAAGUAAUACGCAGUAUUCCAACUGGAUGAGAUACAUCAACAGCUCACGACAUGAUAAGGAGCAAAAUCUGCUGGCGUUCCAGUACUGCGGUGGUGUUUACUAUCGAGUGAUCCGGCCCAUCAAAAUAAAGGACGAGCUUCUAGUGUGGUACGGUAAGAAGUUUGGCAAGAGUCUUGGCGUGUUCACGACAUUGCGAUCGAUUAAGAAGGCGACCACAGCUGCCAACAAGAAUCCGUUUAUACUAUGAGUCCUAAGAGCCAAGUCCCAGACACCCGUUCGAUCACUGGUCAGACAUUGUGAUAUACAAAUUAUAGGUGAUUAUUGUUACUUUUAACAUUGCUAACGGCGCGUGUAAAUUUGUUUUUUUACUACCCUGGUGGUUCUUCUCCUACUGUUUAUUUACAUUAUUGUGAAGAGAAUGAUUUGAAUAAAGGAUUCUUCAC